UCGUUGGUCGCUGCUGUUACCUGGAACGGUAGUCAGCGCCAGCGGCACUCCAGCUGUCGGCUCGGCACCACUCAUCUGAUCCACACCAACUGUACAUAACCGAAUUGUACCCGAUCUUCAUCGGACUUUUUUUCCUGCAAAUUCAUGGCAGUUCCGUACCACUCCUCCUCUUUUGUUUUCGUCUUUACGUUAAUCUGUGUCCUGGGGGUUUCUCUCGGGUUCAAUUCCACUUCAGACCUCGAUGACUCCCUCGUCUACCUCUGGCCCCUGCCCUCGGACUUCACGUUCGGCGAGGACGUCCUUGCCGUUGACCCCGAUCUCUCGCUUGCCGUCGGUGGCGAUGGCGGGAACUCCGAUAUUGUCAGAGAGGCGUUUCUAAGAUACAGAGGAAUCAUAUUCAAGCACAGCACUAGGUUUUCGAAGUUCAGGGGGAGAUCGAUGUAUGAUAUUAGCAAGAUUAGGAUUAUUGUUCACUCCGACAGUGAAGUGCUUCAACUUGGUGUGGAUGAGAGUUAUUCCUUACUUGUGGCAAAAAACGAUGACCGUUCAAUUAUUGGAGAGGCUACAAUUGAGGCAAAUACUGUCUAUGGUGCUCUGCGUGGAUUAGAGACAUUCAGCCAAUUAUGUGCAUUUGAUUAUGGAACUAAAACUGUACAAGUGUACAAUGCACCAUGGUACAUCCAAGACAAACCAAGAUUUGUAUAUCGUGGUCUUAUGCUAGAUACCUCAAGGCACUAUUUACCGAUUGAUGUAAUUAAACACGUAAUUGAAUCUAUGUCAUAUGCUAAACUUAAUGUCCUGCAUUGGCACAUCAUUGAUGAACAGUCAUUUCCUCUGGAAGUACCUACGUAUCCAAAAUUGUGGAAAGGUGCAUAUACAAAGUGGGAGCGCUACACAGUUGAGGAUGCGUAUGAUAUUGUCAACUUCGCCAAAAUGAGAGGCAUCAAUAUUAUGGCAGAAAUAGAUAUCCCUGGUCAUGCAGAAUCAUGGGGCACAGGAUAUCCUGACCUUUGGCCCUCUCCUUCCUGUAGAGAGCCUCUUGAUGUUUCAAAAGAGUUUACUUUCGAUAUGGUUUCUGGAAUUUUGACAGACAUGAGAAAAAUUUUUCCUUUUGAGCUCUUCCAUUUGGGUGGUGAUGAGGUCAAUACAGAUUGUUGGAACUCUACUCCUCAUGUGCAGCAAUGGCUUCAAGAUCACAACAUGACUCCUAAAGAGGCAUAUCAAUAUUUUGUACUCAGAGCACAAGAAAUAGCAAUUUCAAAAAAUUGGGCCCCUGUCAACUGGGAAGAAACCUUCAACACAUUUGCGACAAACCUUAAUCCACGGACUGUGGUACAUAAUUGGUUGGGCCCUGGAGUUUGUCCGAAGGCUGUUGCAAAGGGUUUCAGGUGCAUUUACAGCAAUCAAGGAGUUUGGUAUCUUGACCAUCUUGAUGUCCCUUGGGAUGGAUUCUAUAAUGCAGAGCCACUGGAAGGAAUAAAUUCUGCUUCUGAACAAGAACUUGUGCUUGGAGGAGAAGUUUGCAUGUGGAGUGAGGUAGCAGAUACCUCAAACGUCCUGCAAACAAUAUGGCCUCGAGCUGCAGCAGCUGCAGAGCGCUUGUGGAGCAAGAGGGAAGCAACAUCAGGGAAAAAUAUUACCUUAACUGCAUUACCGAGGUUGCAUUACUACAGAUGCCUCUUGACUAGGCGUGGGGUUGAAGCUGAUCCAGUUACAAAUAAGUAUGCUCGACAGCCUCCAAAUGGACCCGGAUCAUGCUAUGAGCAAUAAUCUUCUAUUGUCAUAUUAGGUAACUUUAGACAUCUUAAGCUGCUUGCCUGUGCUCUGUAUGAUAAAUUCUACAAUCUUUUCAUUGAUUCAGUAUUUAUGUUGAUGGUUCGGAAUCUUGGUGUGCUCAAUGUUGAGGUCACUGUAAUUUGUGAAAAGAGAUGAAUCUCAGAAGAUUGUAAUAAUAGUUCAGCAUCAUCAUCACUAUUGCCUCGUCCUUCUAUGGAACCAAAAGUGUAAGUUUCUUUCUGGUUUAGUUUGCUUGUUGCUGGCAUUUGUAUUUGAAAGUAAACUUAUGAAUUUCCAUAAAUUCCAUUAUACUUUCCUUUGUCAA
Messenger RNA from Vitis riparia (riverbank grape), 2101 nucleotides. Its product is annotated as beta-hexosaminidase 1. The coding region runs from base 145 to 1770 and encodes 541 amino acids. Gene Ontology annotation, molecular function: beta-N-acetylhexosaminidase activity. Gene Ontology annotation, cellular component: membrane. The transcript has 15 exons. The record is from RefSeq and is a predicted model, not a curated record. Gene Ontology annotation, biological process: glycosaminoglycan metabolic process; carbohydrate metabolic process. NCBI's taxonomy places the organism in Eukaryota, Viridiplantae, Streptophyta, Magnoliopsida, Vitales, Vitaceae.